Messenger RNA from Chelonus insularis, 471 nucleotides. RefSeq lists its product as uncharacterized. The record is from RefSeq and is a predicted model, not a curated record. NCBI's taxonomy places the organism in Eukaryota, Metazoa, Arthropoda, Insecta, Hymenoptera, Braconidae. The coding region runs from base 22 to 471 and encodes 149 amino acids. The transcript has 2 exons.
UUGUGAUACAUUGCACCAACAAUGGCUCCUGCUGCACAACGAACAACCAGUGGAGUUCGUGAGGGACGAAAUAAGAAAGUUUCGAAUAACAUCCCCAGCAGUCGCGUUUUAAGAUGUCGAGCAAAAUCAAAAUGCAAACAACCUGGAGCAGUUAAAAAAUUGUGUAGUUGCAAUUUUUACGAAGAACUGGACAAUUAUGCCAGAAACAAAUCAGCAACUCCAACUCCGAAUAGACGGCGGAAAACAGCUAAAAAACUAAUCAAAAGCUUGAACACGGAUAACUCAAUUAAGGCAUUAGGCUCAUCGAAUAAAAGACCUGAAAAGGUAUACUCUGUUUUGAAAAUUAAAAAACGAUGGUGCCUCAUGUUCGAAAAGAGUACUGAUUCACGAAUGGACAAGGAGAACGUACUAAUAAACCAUAUUUGGAGAUGUGGAUUCCACAAGAAAUUCCGCUACCAAUACAUAUACUAA